UGAGACUUCGAGACCAAAGACCUGAGUACAGUCAGACUUUGAGCUCCUUGUGCACUGACGUUUCUCAGACCUUAGAGAAAAUCCGAGCUAGAACCCAAUCAUGAGCACAGACGCCGCCAUGUCCCCGAAGAUCACGGUGGAGCUGCUGAGGAACCUGAGGCAGGCCAUGAAGAAUGGGAAACACUUUGCCGACCCCAUCCAUGCCUACAUCAUCCCUUCAGGAGACGCCCACCAGAGCGAAUACAUCGCGCCAUGUGACUGUACGGAGUUUAUCUGCGGAUUUAACGGCUCAGCAGGCACUGCUAUUGUAACUGAGCAUCACGCCGCCAUGUGGACGGAUGGACGCUACUUCCUGCAGGCCAGCCAGCAGAUGGACAAUAACUGGACACUGAUGAAGAUGGGCCUGAAGGAGACCCCGACCCAGGAGGACUGGCUCAUCGGCGUCCUGCCGGAAAACUCCAAAGUGGGAGUCGACCCCUGGAUCAUCGCUGCCGAUCAGUGGAAAAGCAUGGCGAAGGCCCUGAGCGGCGCCGGACACAGUUUGGUUGCCGUUCCAAAAAACCUCAUCGACGCAAUUUGGGAGGAGCGACCUGCUCGACCCAGCACUCAGCUCAGCGUCCUGGGGCUCCGAUAUACCGGUCUGACCUGGCAGGACAAGAUCCUGCAGCUGAGGGCAAAGAUGGCUGAGAGGAAGAUCUCCUGGUUCGUGGUGACGGCCCUGGACGAGAUCGCAUGGCUUUUUAACCUGCGAGGCUCAGACAUCGAGUACAACCCUGUGUUCUUCGCGUACGCCAUCAUCGGGAUCGACAGCAUACGGUUGUUCAUGGAAGGGAAGCGUCUGGAGCACCCAGCGGUGAGGCAGCACCUGGAGCUGGACACGGCCGCUAAGCCUGAGCUGUGUGUGCAGUGUUUACCGUACGAGAGCGUGUACUUGGAGCUGCAGGCCGUGUGCUCGGCUCUCGGCCCUAAAGACAAGGUGUGGAUCAGCGACAAGGCCAGCUGCGCUCUCACCCAGGCCAUCCCGAAGAUCCACAGAUCUCCAAUCCCGUACACGCCUCUGUGUCUGGCCAAAGCCGUGAAGAACCCCACUGAGAUCCAGGGGAUGAAGAUGGCGCAUAUUAAAGAUGCUGUUGCACUCUGCGAGCUCUUUUCCUGGCUGGAGAAAGAGAUUCCGAAAGGUACCGUGACCGAGAUCUCUGCGGCGGAUAAAGCCGAGGAAUUGCGGAGUCAACAGAAGGACUUUGUCGGUCUCAGUUUUCCCACCAUCUCCAGCGUGGGACCGAACGGCGCCAUCAUUCAUUACCGACCACUUCCUGAGACCAACAGGACCCUGACGAUGAACGAGGUUUACCUGAUCGACUCCGGAGCGCAGUACAUGGACGGAACGACGGACGUGACGCGGACGGUGCACUUCGGAACCCCGACCGACUACGAGAAGGAAUGCUUUACGUAUGUCCUGAAGGGCCACAUCGCCGUCAGUGCUGCUGUUUUCCCCAAUGGAACUAAAGGUCACCUGUUAGACUCGUUUGCUCGUGCUGCUUUGUGGGAGUCAGGGCUCGAUUAUCUGCAUGGCACCGGACACGGAGUCGGCUGCUUCCUCAAUGUCCACGAAGGACCCUGCGGCAUCAGCUACAAAACCUUCGCCGAUGAGCCGCUGGAGGCCGGAAUGAUCCUCAGUGACGAGCCUGGAUAUUAUGAGGACGGCUCGUUCGGCAUUCGACUGGAAAACGUUGUCCUGGUCGUUCCAGCAAAGCCUAAAUAUAACUACAGGAACAGAGGCAGCCUGACGUUCGAGCCCAUGACGCUCGUCCCCAUCCAGGUGAAGAUGAUUAACACUGAGCUGCUGACGCAGAAAGAGCGCGAUUGGCUGAACCACUACCACCGGCAGUGCCGUGAGACGGUUGGCGCAGAGUUGGAGAGGCAGGGCAGGAAGGAGGGCCUGGAUUGGCUGAUCAGGGAGACUCAGCCAAUCACAUAGUCCUCCUCUGCUCAUUUUUAUUUAUCCUAGUUCUUUAAUUGGUAAUGACUUUUCUCUGACCUUGUGCUCUGAAUAUUCUUAAUGCAUCUCACACACACACACACACACACACACACACACACACACACACUUGAGCACUUGUUUUUCAAUACAAUAAAACCAAGAUCAACAAAC
Messenger RNA from Silurus meridionalis, 2152 nucleotides. RefSeq names its product X-prolyl aminopeptidase (aminopeptidase P) 1, soluble (gene xpnpep1). Gene Ontology annotation, molecular function: metalloaminopeptidase activity. NCBI's taxonomy places the organism in Eukaryota, Metazoa, Chordata, Actinopteri, Siluriformes, Siluridae. The record is from RefSeq and is a predicted model, not a curated record.